AUGACUGCGACCAUCACGAGCGCUGAGCGCAAGGGGAAGCGCGGCAACAAGUCUGCUGCUGCGCCCGGCGUGAAGUUCUCGACCAUGCCCUUCGCGAGCGUCGCCAGCGCGACGCUGGCCACGAAGUCGGCGCCCCGCCAGUCGAAGUCGACGAUGAAGGAGGUCAUGGGCAAGGCCGCCAAGCGUGCCCUGGGUGGUGGUCUGCCCGGCGCUGCGGCCAUGGCUGCGAACGUCCUGUCGCUGAUGUGGCUGCGGACUACCGUCAACUACCAGUACCGUUACGGGACGUCGACCGCUGAGGCGCUCCGCACGCUCUACGCGGAGGGCGGCAUCCCCCGCUUCUACCAGGGCCUGGCCCCCGCCCUCAUCCAGGGCCCCCUCAGCCGCUUCUGCGACACGGCCUCGAACGCCGGCAUGGUGGCCCUGCUCGACGACAUGGAGGCCACUCGCGACCUGCCCGUCUUCGUGAAGACCAUCGCCUCGUCGGCCGCGGCCGCUGGCUGCCGCAUCAUGCUGAUGCCGGUGGACGCCUGCAAGACCAUCAUGCAGGUCGAGGGCAAGACGGGCAUGAAGACCCUCGCCGGCAAGGUGGCGAAGAGCGGCCCGACUGUGCUGUACCACGGCGCCAUCGCUGCGUCCGUCGCCACGUUCGUCGGUCACUACCCCUGGUUCUUCGUGUACAACGCGCUGAACGCGCGCCUGCCGCAGUACGAGGACAUGCCGCGCCGCCUCGGCCGCUCCGCCCUCAUCGGCUUCUGCGCCUCGGCUGUGUCGGACACGUGCUCCAACUCGAUCCGCGUCAUCAAGACGACGAAGCAGACCUCCGCGGACGCCAAGGGCUACGUCGACGUGGUCAAGAUGGUCAUUGAGAAGGACGGCCUGGCGGGCCUGUUCGGCCGCGGCCUGAAGACCAAGAUCCUCGCCAACGGUCUGCAGGGCCUGCUCUUCUCCGUGUUCUGGCGCCUCGGCAUGGACGCGUGGGCCAAGGCCGAGGCCAAGAAGGAGGCUCAGAAGAGCAAGCGCUUCUAA
Pedinophyceae sp. YPF-701 is the source of this 1029-nucleotide messenger RNA. The record is from the annotation of a GenBank genome assembly. Lineage: Eukaryota; Viridiplantae; Chlorophyta; Pedinophyceae.